AUACCUGAAAGCGAUCGGCACCUCCGUACAUGUGGUCCGUACACGUGGAUACGGUGUGGAUUUAUGGACUAAUGUUUAAACAGUCGUAUCUUAUUUACAUCGGAUGCAAACAUUAUCGUUAGCGAAUGCUAGAGUAUGUGACAAAUACUAGAGCCAGAGAGUCUACACUAAAUGGUAUUCAUUCACACGCACCAAACACAACGUCUAACAAUUUGAUCAAGAGCACUGUUUCACUGUUUUAGGAGAAACCGCUGGCUAGUUUGCCCAUGAGAUAUUGCAGGCUUCUGAAAACCCGGAACAUGACGAAUCAUCGUGUUUUGUGGAUCUUCUCUGUUAUCUUGUCCUGUGUUCUACUUAUUCUAUUCAACACCGGAAAUGAAAUCGUAUGUGGCCAAAAUGGAAGUUAUGCCGCAUUCACAGGCAUCACCAAUUUACAUGCAGCUUACCAAGAUUUCCAACGAGGAUUGACGGCUCACCUACGAUAUCCAGUGGACUUCCCCGUGAUUAUGCAGGAUGGCAACCUGUGUCGAUCAAGCGAUCAGCCCAACAUAAUUAUCCUUAUUAAAACAACUCAUGAGCAAUACGGCCUACGUCGACAAAUACGUCAAACGUGGGGUAAUGUGUCCUGCUACUCCAAACAUGGACUAUCAGCGCGUGUGUUGUUUGUCUUUGGUGUGUUGGCAGAUCACGUGAAGUUAAGGGAUCAUGUACAGACUCAGCUUAAUUUGGAGCACUCGACGUAUCAGGAUAUCCUUCAGUUCGAUUUUGUGGACGCUUAUCGGAACAACACGCACAAAGUUAAAAGCGGCCUAAAAUACAUCACCGAUCGGUGUACACGAUCCCGAUAUGUUGUUAUCUUCGACGAAGACUUCCUCGUUCAUCCUCGCAAUUUGGUCUCUAUUCUGAACAAUGUGACGGAAAUUCAAUACCCCAUAUUCUUUGCAGGACUAGUAAGAAGAGCAGAGGGACCAUCUCGUUACAUGCUUAGUAAAUGGUACGUCAGUCACAUCGAAUAUCCCUGUAAUGAAUAUCCACCGUUUGUGUGUGGUGGGGCAGUUCUCAUGAGUAUGCCAUUUGCAAAAAUGCUCUCUUUCGGACUACAGUCGAUCCCCUAUCUACCCAUGGACGACAUCCUCAUGGCCAUUGCAGUCCAUGAAUUCAGCAUCGUUCCUUUGAAUGUGGCGGGAAUCUGUUCACCUUGUGGACUAAACCGACUCGAGCGGAACAUGGUGAGCAAUCUGGUCGCUGCACACGACUUCAGAGAUGUGGCCGACCAAGCUACCGGUUGGACACUGCUGUCGCAGCCUUGCUGACGGCAGUUGUCAUGUGAAUCCAAUGCAGCUUUUAUGAUUUCACAUACAAUCAUUCUUUGGGCAAAACAGUGAAAUUACUACAGUGUACGAUUGAUAUCCGAAACAACCAUUCCCCUCGUGCGGCCAUGAAGUAAGGGAUCCACUGGACCCAGUCACCCGGAUUAAUACCUCCGGGAAUUUGGUAAGCAAAGGAUUACCCCGUCCCGUUCACAGCAGAGCAUUUUUGUCCAAUCGUUCCGGCUUAGUUUGCAACAUCAAACACCUCAUGAAAAACGCAUCUUAUACUACUUAACGUCAUUUUUUCUGUAGUGUAAUUUCUAGUGUAAUGUUUUAGUCUCUUAUGUUUUUGUAUUGUCGCACAUUGGCUGAGGUGUGUUUCUCACCUUCAGCUAAACUGCUCUGAUGAUGACGAUGAUGCAUCAACGCUCUCCGCCUGUAUUCAUUCGAUACUAUUCGUUAUGUCAACUUGAUGAAUAGCCCAUUCGUGAUGUCUCAGCUAUUGUGUACAUGAUUUAUUUUGUACUGACUAGUCCCAACCAGGUGGUACCUGUAGGAGCUCUUUUCCCCAUUUCAAUCUUAUCACACUUGUGUAUCCGUCGUUUUGUUUCAUAGCUGCUGUUGUAAGCAAUGUAGGCCAUCAUUGUGUCAACGUUGCAAAUACCAAAUUGGGGAACACCGU
This is a messenger RNA of Dicrocoelium dendriticum, 1992 nucleotides long. Lineage: Eukaryota; Metazoa; Platyhelminthes; Trematoda; Plagiorchiida; Dicrocoeliidae. The record is from the annotation of a GenBank genome assembly.